AAGUGCAGGAGAAAGCAGCAGAGUGCUCAGCUGGAGCUGCUCACACCGGUUAAGGGACCUGAAGGGAGAUCAGCCAGAGAACAUGAGGAACUUUCUCAUCGACCUGAUUCUCUUAUUUAUCGCCAGCCAAGUGAGCGCGCGGACGGUGAAGAACGCCACCGAUUUACCGACAGGCGCGAGCAUGACCGUUACAGAGCGCGCGAAAGAUCAGGAGUCGGCGAUAAAAUCGAGGAAGAAGCGAUAUAUUUCUCAGAGCGAUAUGUUGGCCAUCGUUGAUUAUCACAACCAGGUGCGAGCUCGAGUGUUUCCUCCAGCAGCCAACAUGGAGUUCAUGGUGUGGGAUGAGUCUCUGGCGCGUUCAGCUGAGUCCUGGGCUGCCACCUGUAUCUGGGAUCACGGACCUCCAUAUCUCCUCCGAUACCUCGGUCAAAAUCUCUCCGUCCGCACGGGCAAUUACCAGUCAAUACUGCAGCUGGUGAAGCCCUGGUACGAUGAGGUGAAGGAUUACGUGUUCCCCUACCCACAUAAUUGCAGCCCCACAUGCCCCAUGCGCUGUUAUGGACCCAUGUGCACACAUUACACACAGAUGGUUUGGGGGACAACGAACCGAGUGGGCUGUGCAAUUCAUGUGUGUUACAACAUGGUGGUGUGGGGAUCCGUGUGGAGACAAGCAACCUACCUGGUCUGUGAUUAUUCCCCCAAAGGGAACUGGAUAGGGGAGGCGCCCUACAAAGUGGGCGUGCCGUGUUCAGCCUGUCCCCCGAGCUAUGGAGGAUCGUGUAGGAACAAUAUGUGCUUCCCAUCAGUUAACUCCAACUUCAUGUACUGGUUUAAGUGAGCUGCCAUAGUAGAGUAAACAUGCACAUGUGUACUAUCUG
Neoarius graeffei (lesser salmon catfish) is the source of this 878-nucleotide messenger RNA. RefSeq names its product peptidase inhibitor 15b (gene pi15b). Lineage: Eukaryota; Metazoa; Chordata; Actinopteri; Siluriformes; Ariidae. The transcript is spliced from 6 exons. Bases 83 to 838 code for a protein of 251 amino acids. The record is from RefSeq and is a predicted model, not a curated record.